This is a messenger RNA of Microcebus murinus (gray mouse lemur), 10476 nucleotides long. It is a transcript of the gene FREM1, whose product is annotated as FRAS1 related extracellular matrix 1. Gene Ontology annotation, biological process: anatomical structure morphogenesis; cell communication. The record is from RefSeq and is a predicted model, not a curated record. Gene Ontology annotation, cellular component: membrane. Lineage: Eukaryota; Metazoa; Chordata; Mammalia; Primates; Cheirogaleidae.
GACAGGGUGGCUUAAAUAACAGAACUUUAUUCUUCACAGUUCUAAAGGCUGGGAAGUUCAAGAUCAAGGUGAUGGUUGAUUUGGUUCUGAGUGAGGGCCCUCUUCCUGGUUUGCAGAGGGACACCUUCUUGCUGUAUCUUCACAUGGCAGAGAGAGAGGAAGAGAGAGAGAGAGCUGUGGUCUCCUCACCCUCUUAUAAAGAUUCCUUCAUGAGAACUCUACCUGCAUCACCUCACAUAAACCUAAUUACCUCCCCAAGGCUCCAACUCCUAAUCCUAUCAUAUUUUAGAUUAGGGCUUCAAUAUAUGGAUUUGGGGGAGACACAAACAUUCACUCCAUAGCACCCUUCUUUCCUUUCUCCUGUCUGUUCCUACCACAUUGCCCCUUUCAGACAGUCUCUUAAUGACCUAAUUCUACCUGUCCAUAUUUUUCUCCAUCUCCAUAUAAUUAUACACAACAAACAUCUACAUAUACAUAUAUGCAUAUACACAGAUGCAGCUUUUAUAUUUUACCAAAUGGAAGCACAACACAUGUACUUUUCUUCAUUUUACUUCUUCUGAUUCUAUAAUACCUUGUAAAAAUUCCUCCAAAAUAUUGGACUGAUGUAUCUCUAAUUCAAAUUUUAAAGGUUACAUUGUAUUCCAUGGUAUAAAUAUACUACUGUAUUUAACCAUUGCCUUGUUGAUGGACAUUUAUUUUGCUUGCAGUAUACACUAUGAACAAUGCUGCAAUCAACAUCCUGUUCAUACAUUCUUGUAGAGGCUAUUUUUGUCUCUGUUGCCUAGACUCUCAGUGUUGCUUGGGAAUGAUGAGAGUGAUGUGUUUUGAUUUUUACUUCAGACUUUAUAUCGCUUCUUCUUUUGAUGUUUGACUUGAGGUGCUGCCUGGGAAAGGCUAUUGGCUGAUCAUCAAGUGGUUUCAGUGUGUGGCAUUUUUCAGAUUCAGGACUCUGAACCUCAGUAUCGUAGAUACAGAAAAUCAACCUUGUCCAUAUAUUCCAAGGUGAUCUGCCUUUUUGUGAUAUACUCUCGGUCACAGAAUUCACAUGACAUCCUGAUCCAUGGCUAAUGGUGUCCCUAGGAUGACAGUUCUUUUUAAAGAUUUAUUGACAUUCCUGGUUAAACUAUAGUCUGUAUAAGGGAAGUCAGGGCAUUAUUUUCUCCACUUUUUUCACUCAUUUAACAAAUAUUUAUUGAUCUAUCAGGCAUUGUUCUAGGCAUUGGGGAUGAAUCCAUAAAUUAAAAAAAUGCACACCUUCAUGAGGGAAAUGACAAAAUAACUAAUAUAAAUAAGCAAAUGUAUUAAAUAUUAUGUUUAAUGGUUAUAAAGUACUAAUUAAAACCAAGACAGAAAGAGGGUAGAAGGAUGCUGGGGGAUGAGAGUGACACUGUUUUAAUGUGGCAGCCAUGUGUGACCACACUGCAAGUGUGACAUUUGAUGGAAAAGUUGACAGUGGAGGCGGGGGCGGGAAGAGGGAUAUCUGGGGAAGGCUGUUCGAGUCAGGGAUAGCAGCAGAUGGGAAGCUUCAGUGAAGGGGAGGGGAGAAGGUCAAUCUUGACUUGUUGGAGGAAAAGCAAAGGUUUUGGUGUGGCUGGGGCAGAGUCAGGAGAUGCGAUGAGAGACGUGAGGGAGAAGCAGACCACACAGUGACUCAUGGGACAUCACCAGGGCUUCCUAAGAUGAGACGCCGCUGGGAGUUUUGAGCAGAGAAGUGACGACCUAAGUUACAUUUAACAGGAAUCUCCGCUGCUAUGUUUGCUGAGAUAGGCCUACAGGGGAGGCAAGUGUGGAAGCAGGGACAUAAAACGGAGUGCUACUGCAGUCACCCCGCAGAGCCGGUGGUGUCUUGGCCCAGGGCGAUAACAAUGGGAGUAGUAAGAAGUAGUUGGAUUCUGGAUACAUUUGGAAGGAAGAGUUUAUUAAUUUUUCAUUGCUGUGUAAUAAAUCACUACAAACUUUGUGGCUCAAAACAACACAAAUUUAUUAUCUCACAGUUUCCAUUGGUGUGGGGUCUGGGUUCUCUGCUUCAAGUUGUCACCAGGCUGCAAUUGAGAUGCUGACUGGGCUUUGUUCUCACCUGGAGAAAGGCUUGACUUAGGAAGAAUCCACCCCCGAGCUCAUUCGGUGUUGGCAGAAUUUAUUUCCUUGUGGCCCUAAACUUAGGGAGGUUCGCUUUUUCAGUUUCACCUGGGGAACUUGUAGCUGCAGUCUGCAGAGAGAGCCUUCUAUAGAACGAAGCAUAAUUGUGUUUUAUUCUGUUUUAUUCUGCUAGUUGGAAGUGUUACAGGUGCUGCUGGCACUCGAGGGAAAGCUGGAAUUAUUGAGGGUCACCCUAAGGUCUUCCACCACAGAGAACCAACAGGAUUUUUUUUUUUUGCCAGCCACUGCCUCAAAAGUGAAAGGUUUCAAAUAAUGACAAUGGAAUGGGUCUUUCUUUAAUGCACUAGAUGUGGAUAAUAGAGGCCUUUUUUGUCUAUAACCUCUGACAAACAUGUAUUUUGGUAUCCAUUGAUUAUGUGUAGAAAUCUAUUAAAAUUAUUAACAUGGAAGGCCCUUUUUAGGGUAGAACAAACCACUAUUUGUUCACCUAAUCAUACCCUGAAUGUAAGGAUAUAUUUGAAUAGGUUUUACUUUGGAUAAAAUCUUUUUGGCUCUUAAGGAACACAGAGAAAUAGUCAUGAAAUUCCAAGUGGUUAAAGUAGAAACAAGGACUCCAUUUGUGCAAAUGGAGUCCAUGAUAAUGUAAUUAGCACCGUAGGUAAUGUCAACAUGCACGCACAGACGCCGUGUCAUUAGCUGCGUGUACUGAAGCUAUGUCAUUUGAUUCAUAGUCCCCUUCACACAUAAACAAAAGUAUGAAUGUUCACUUUUAAAAAAGAUACAUUUUCUCCAACUUCCACUCAAGUGUUUCUUAGAUGUCUUCACUGCCCAGCAAAGUCAAAAUUGUGCACAAUGAGACAAAUCGUUGAGUUUCUUUCUUAUUUGGAUACUAUUGAUUUAGAAUUAAUCAUGUUUUCAAACAAUGGUGCAAAUAAUCCUGUCAGCUCUCUGACGCAACGUGGAAUAUAGUCUUCAUUUAACAAGUAAGAAAACACAAGCAAAGAGCUCAAAAACUGUCUCUGGACUCAGAGGGCCAAAAGCCACUCUUUGGGGCAAGGAGGCUGGCUGCCUCCUGCUGGACCACACAACGGACGUCCCCAUGGCGUAGGUCAGAGCUAGAAACAGGGUAAUGAAAUGGCCACACUGCCUUUCAGGUGGGCCUGGAGGUCAAGUUAGUUUGUUUGUUUUUAAUUUAGCUGAAAUUAUAGGCUGGUUGAAAGACCCCUUUGUCGACAGUGAUCCUUUGAAUAGCCACACAAACCUUUUGGUCUCUCUCUCUCACUUUCCUCCAACCCCUUCUCCCAUUUGCAGGAUUAGAAAAGCACUUGGGAGGCACAUUAAUCUUGCCGGCGUUGUCAGGAGUGAUCAGCGACUUUUAUUAAAAGCCCCGGGAUCGCCUGAAAGGCCUCCUUGUCUGAGUUUGAAAGGAAAGGGGCAUGUUAAGAUCUCGGGGCUCGAUGUCGGGACCCCUCGCCCUGCCCCUUGGACUAUGAGCUGACACUCCAGGAGGGAGCACAGAAGCCCUCCUUUGUUGAAGGGAUUUCUCUGGUGGACGGAAACGCGCUGGCCCCUGUCAGCAUGAACUUUCUGCGCUGGGGGGGCCCAGGUCCCCUGCUGCUGCUGCUGCUGCUGCUGCUCCUCCCGGCCUGGGCCGGCCCCACCUUCAUCAGCGUCAACCGUGGGCUGAGGGUGACCAAGGGCCGCUCCGCAUUCCUGUCAGGAGACGACCUGAAGUUUGCCAUUCCCAGCGAGAAAGACGCCUGCAAAGUGGAAGUGGUGACGAACGAGCCAAUGACCCAGAGGGUUGGGAAACUCACGCCACAGGUCUUUGAUUGCCAUUUCCUUCCCAAUGAAGUAAAGUAUGUUCACAACGGUUGCCCAAUUCUUGAUGAAGACAUGGUGAAGCUUAGACUUUACAGAUUGACUGAAACAGACACCUUCACGGAAACCUUUGUCCUGCGGGUCUAUCUCUUGGAGCCAGAUUGCAACAUCAUCCGCAUGAGUAACAAUGUGCUGGAGGUGUCUGAAUUCUAUGGCCUGUCCCGGGCGAUUGAUAAGAACCUGCUCACGUUUGAUUAUGACAGGACGGCUAGCCUGGAUUGCACGGUCAGGCUGGACCCCGUGAAAACUCGGCUGCCAGCCCACGGCCAGGUGGUUCUGGUGGAGCCUCGGCCAGAAGAACCUCGUGGAGAUCAGCCGCAUAGUUUUUACCCCGAGUCCCAUGUGGGAACAGAACUGAAGUGUCCAGGUGGAAGCUGUCCCCCGGGACUGAAGAAAAUAGGAAGUCUCAAAGUCAGCUGUGAGGAGUUCCUGCUGAUGGGCCUUCGCUAUCAACACAUGGCUCCCCCUUCACCCAAUAUCGAUUAUAUCUCCAUCCAACUGGACCUCACAGAUAGCAGGAGUAAAAUCGUGUACAAGUCAGAGAGCGCGUGGUUGCCUGUCUAUAUCCGAGCUGGCAUUCCGAAUCAGAUUCCGAGGGCUGCAUUCAUGGCCAUGUUUACCCUGGAAGUGGAUCAGUUCAUCCUGACCUCUUUUACUACAUCGGUUCUGGACUGCGAGGAAGAUGAGACCCCCAAGCCCUUGCUGGUGUUCAACAUCACGAAAGCCCCACUCCAGGGCUAUGUGACUCACCUGUUGGAUCACACCAGACCAAUCUCCUCAUUCACCUGGAAAGAUCUCAGCGACAUGCAGAUUGCCUAUCAGCCACCAAACAGCAGCCACUCUGAGAGGAGACAUUACGAGGUAGAGCUGGAGGUGUUCGACUUUUUCUUUGAAAGGAGUGCACCUAUUACCGUCCACAUCUCCAUCAGAACCGCAGAUACCAACGCCCCCCGAGUGUCCUGGAACACAGGUCUGAAUCUUCUGGAGGGGCAGUCUCGGGCCAUCACUUGGGAACAGUUUCAGAUUGUAGACAAUGAUGACAUUGGUGCUGUCCGGUUAGUCGUCGUUGAUGGCCUGAAGCAUGGACGGCUUACAUUAAGAGCGGGGAAAGGAUUUCUCUUCACCGUGGCUGACCUUCAGGCUGGAGUUGUCCGCUAUCAUCACGAUGACAGUGACUCCACUAAAGACUUUGUGGUCUUCAGGAUAUUUGAUGGGCAUCACAGCAUCCAUCACAAAUUUCCCAUCAACAUCUUGCCCAAAGAUGAUAGCCCCCCGUUCCUCAUAACCAAUGUUGUGAUUGAACUGGAGGAGGGGCAGACCAUCGUGGUCCAGGGUUCCAUGCUGAGGGCAUCUGACGUGGACUCCAGUGAUGACUACAUCUUCUUUAAUAUCACAAAACCCCCGCAGGCCGGAGAGAUCAUGAAGAAGCCAGGGCCAGGACUAAUAGGCUAUCCUGUUCCUGGCUUCCUUCAGAGAGAUCUGUUCAAUGGGGUCAUUCACUAUCGUCACUUCGGUGGAGAAAUCUUUGAAGAUUCUUUUGAAUUUGUUCUGUGGGACAGCCACGAACCUCCAAAUCUCUCAGUGCCACAGGUGGUGACAAUCCACAUCACUCCAGUGAAUGACCAGCUUCCAAAAGAGGCUCCUGGAGCUUCUCGGCAUUUGGUUGUCAAGGAAACUGAGGUGGCCUACAUAACCAAAAAACAUCUACAUUUUAUAGAUACAGAAUCAUAUGACCGGGAGCUGGUCUACACAAUAACAACACCUCCAUGUUUCUCCUUCAGCCACAGACAGUUGGAUGCUGGGAAAUUAUUCAUGGUGGAUAGCAUACCAAAGAUGACCAAAAAUCCUAUAGCCCUGGGGCUGAGGUCAUUUACUCAGCAUGCUGUGAACUAUAGGAAAGUGGCCUACAUGCCACCCAUGCAAGAUAUCGGCCCCCACCUCCGACACGUCCAGUUCACAUUUUCUGUCAGUAACCAACAUGGCGGCACUUUACACGGGGUCUGCUUUAACAUCACGAUUCUCCCAGUGGACAACCAGGUUCCUGAGGUAUUCACCAACCCCCUGAGAGUGGCUGAGGGAGGCCAAUGCUUCAUCGGCACAGAGCACAUUCUGGUUUCAGAUGUGGAUACCAAGCUGGACAACAUCCGCCUCUCCCUGCGGGGACUGCCUCCGUGUGGGAGGGUGGAGCUGGAUGGAUUUCCACUAAAUACAGGGGACACAUUUUCUUGGAGAGACCUCCAGACCUUAAAAGUUAGGUAUCGACACGAUGGAUCUGAGGUUCUGCAGGAUGACAUACUCUUGGAGGUCACAGAUGGCACAAAUUCAGCAGAAUUUGUUCUACAUGUUGAGGUAUUCCCUGUAAAUGAUGAGCCACCAGUCCUAAAAGCUGACCUCAUUCCCAUAAUGCAUUGCUUGGAGGGCGGAGAAGUGGUCAUCACUUCCGAAUACGUUUUUGCUACUGAUGUGGACAGUGAUGACUUAAAACUGAUGUUUAUGAUUGUUCGAAAACCUCAGCAUGGGGUGGUGAGGAGAGCUGGAGUCCCGGUGGAUCAGUUCUCUCAGGCAGAUGUUAUUUCAGGGGCUGUGACAUACAAACACACAGGUGGUGAGAUUGGCCUGGUGCCUUGUUUUGACACCAUGACAUUGGUGGUUUCGGAUGGAGAAGCUGGCCCUUUUGUGAAUGGCUGUUGCUACAAUGGACCUAAUCCAUCUGUUCCUCUUCAUGAGUCCUUUCCAGUGUAUGAUCUCAACAUCACAGUACAGCCAGUAGACAACCAGCCACCUUCAAUUGCAAUAGGUACCGUGUUCCUUGUAGAGGAGGGUUUCUCAGCAACUCUUACCAUUAACCAUUUGUCUGCCACCGACCCUGACACUGCAGCAGAUGACUUGGAAUUUGUUUUGGUUUCUCCUCCCCAGUUUGGCUACCUUGAAAACAGACUGCCUUCUGCAGGUUUUGAAAAAAGCAAUAUGGGCAUAAGUAUAGCUUCAUUUCAGUGGAAAGACAUGAAGGCUUUGCACAUUAACUAUGUGCAGUCCAGGCAUCUGAGGAUAGAACCAACCGCAGACCAGUUCACCGUGUAUGUCACAGAUGGGAAGCAACGCUCCUUGGAGAUACCAUUUUACAUUACUAUCAACCCCACAAAUGAUGAAGCUCCUGACUUUGUAGUGCAGAAUAUUACGGUGUGCGAGGGUCAGAUGAAGGAGCUGGAUCUUUCCAUCAUCAAUGCUGCUGACCUGGAUGUUCCCAAGGACCCCCUGCUGUUCAGCAUCACUCACAGCCCUCGCCAUGGCCUCCUUAUCAAUGGGGAGUUGAGCAAAGACCUUCCUAAGAAUAAGCAGCCAGCCCACCUUGACCAGAAGUAUGAACUUGUUCAAAACUUUUCCAUGGAACUUCUCAAGACUGGAAUGAGGUUGACAUACGUGCAUGAUGACUCAGAGAGCCUUGCUGAUGACUUUACAAUCCAGUUGUCGGAUGGGAAACAUAAGAUACUUAAAACCAUUUCAGUGGAGGUCACCCCAGUUAAUGAUGAGAAACCAAUGCUGACCAAGAAGGCUGAAAUUGCGAUGAAUAUGGGUGAAACUCGUAUUAUUUCUAGUGCUAUUCUUUCAGCCAGAGAUGAAGACUCACCCAGGGAGAAGAUUUACUACUUAUUUGAAAGGCUUCCCCAAAAUGGGCAACUUCAGCUUAAGAUAGGGAGGGACUGGGUCCCUCUCUACCCUGGCAUGAAAUGCACCCAGGAGGAAGUGGAUCUGAACUUGCUGAGAUAUACACACACUGGAGCAAUGGAUUCCCAGAAUCAAGAUAGCUUCACCUUCUACCUUUGGGAUGGCGACAACAGGUCACCUGCUUUUGACUGUCAUAUCACCAUCAAGGACAUGGGAAAAGGUGAUAUCGUCAUCCUUACAAAGCCACUGGUGGUGUCUAAAGGUGACAGAGCUUUCUUGACAACCACCACUCUCCUGGCUGUGGACGGAACAGACAAGCCCGAGGAGCUGCUCUAUGUUAUCACCUCCCCGCCGCGACAUGGCCAGUUGGAAUAUGUUCGCUACCCUGGAGUCCCCAUUACAAGCUUCAGCCAAAUGGACGUAGCAGGGCAGACGGUUUGCUACAUACAUAAGGGCAAGGAACCUGUCCCAAGUGACACGUUCAGAUUCAUCGUCAGCAACGGGCUGCGCACCAAGCACGGGGUGCUUGAGAUCACGCUGGAGACUGUGGACAGAGCCUUGCCCGUGGUGACCAGGAACAAGGGGUUGAGACUGGCCGAAGGGGCCAUGGGCCUGCUCUCGCCUGACCUCCUUCAGCUGAGCGACCCUGACACGCCCGUGGAGAGCCUCACCUUCCUCUUGGCUGAGCUCCCAAAGCACGGCCAGCUCUACCUGCGGGGGACAGUGCUGCUGCGACACAACUUCACUCAGCAGGAUGUGGACAGCAGGAAGGUGGCCUACCAGCACUCCGGAGGGGACUCCCACAGUGACUGCUUCACUUUUGUGGCCACCGACAGGACAAACCAAGGCUUUGUUGUGAAUGGGAGAGUGUGGGAAGAACCCGUUUCAUUCACCAUUCAGGUGGACCAGUUGGACAGAGCAGCCCCCCGGAUCACACUCUUGCAUUCCCCUUCGCAAGUGGGGCUCCUGAAAAAUGGCUGUUACGGGAUUUACAUCACUUCCCGCGUGUUAAAGGCGUCAGACCCUGACACCGAGGACGAUCAGAUCAUCUUUAAGAUUUUACGAGGCCCACAAUACGGACAUCUGGAGAACACAACAACAGGUGAAUUUAUCCGAGAGAAAUUUAGACAAAAGGACUUAAACAGUAAGACCAUUCUUUACGUCAUAAACCCAUCUUUGGAAGUAAAUUCGGAUAUCGUGGAAUUUCAGAUCAUGGACCCCACAGGGAACUCUGCCACUCCUCAAAUUUUGGAAUUGAAGUGGUCUCGUAUUGAAUGGUCACAGACUGAAUAUGAGGUCUGUGAGAAUGUGGGCACUUUGCCCUUGGAAAUUACCAGAAGGGGAUAUUUGAUGGACUCGGCCUUUGUGGGCAUAAAGGUCAACCAAGCGUCAGCUACAGUUGGAAAAGAUUUCACUGUGACUCCAUCUAAACUGAUUCAGUUUGACCCAGGAAUGUCAACUAAGAUGUGGAAUAUAGCAAUUACCUAUGACGGAUUAGAGGAAGAUGAUGAGGUCUUUGAAGUAAUUCUGAACUCCCCUGUGAAUGCAGUUCUUGGCACAAAGACAAAAGCUGCAGUGAAAAUUUUGGACUCAAAAGGAGGACAGUGCCAUCCUUCAUAUUCCCUCAACCAAAGCAAGAACAACACAUGGGAGAAGGGCAUUUGGCGCCCACUGCCCCCAGGGUCUUCCUCACCCACCACUUCUGGUUCUUUUCAUCUGGAAAGAAGACCUCUUCCAUCUUCCAAGUGGCUGGCGAUCACCAGGGGAGACACCCUGCGGGGCUUUGAUUCUACAGAUAUUUCCCGAAGGAAGCUUAGGACCCACGGGAAUGGCAAAACGGUUCCUCCAUCCUCUGUUUAUAGAAAUGGAACAGACACCAUCUAUAAUUAUGAUGGGAUGAUUUCCUUUAAACUAGAGGAUGACAGUUCCCCAACUCACACAAGGAAGGCCAAAGUAUCCAUCAUUAGUCAGCCACAAAAGGCAACCAGAGUGGCAGAGCUGCCUCAGGCAGAUAAGGUGGAAUCCACAACUGGCUCACACUUCCCCAGACAGGACCAGUUGCCCUCAUUUGCAAAGAACUGCACUCUGGAAUUAAAGGGGCUCUUCCAUUUUGAAGAAAGCACCCAAAAGCUCUAUCAAUGCAAUGGGAUUUCCUGGAAAGCCUGGAGCCCCCAAACCAAGGUUGUGGAAGACAAAUCCUGCCCAACUGGGUGGCAUCAGCACUCAGGCUACUGUCACAUCUUGAUCACAGAGGAGAAAGGCACCUGGAACGUAGCUGCCCGAGCUUGCAGGGAACAGUACCUGGGUAGCCUUGUAACCGUGUUCUCCAGGCAGCACAUGCAAUGGCUCUGGGACAUCAGUGGGAGAAAGCCCUUUUGGAUAGGUUUGAAUGACCAAGUGCGUGCUGGGCACUGGGAGUGGAUCGGUGGUGAACUUGUCACCUUCACCAGUGGAAAGAGAAGACCUCCUCAACACUUUCAGCCUGGGAAGAACUGUGUUUUGGUUCAAAGACGAGGAAAAUGGCAAACCAAGGACUGUAGGAAGGGAAAACCUCACAAUUAUGUAUGCUCCAGAAAACUCUAAAUGUAACUGGCCCUACACGUGCCCACCUGGGAUUUAUCACCUAUUUAUUUACAGGAUAUGUGAAUAUCGAUCCAUAGAAAACAAAUUAUUAUGACUGACUGGGUACAUCUUCAUGAUUCUAUUAAUAGUAAAAAUGGAACAUGGAUUAAUAGUUCCAGGAAGAUUGAUACAUGAAUAUUUCUUACAAGAUGAGAUACAAUUUUUGCAUCUCCGUAUCUUUCAAAAUAAAUGCCUGCAGUAUUAUAA